ACCAAGCACGAAAAGCACCUUGAGAAUUAGGUUGAGUCCAAGUUGGAAGUGGAAGUUAGCGCCGGCCGUGGCUGAGCACCACCACCAGCACGAGAACACUUUCACUUUUUGCGUCAGAUGGCCGGGCCCGGGCAGUCGCACCUCGAACUCCGAUCGCAUGUCGAACAGUCCUUCCCGGCGCGCGCCACUUCGGGAACCUAACCUAACUCGCCGGAAUCAUCCCUUGAGAUCAGAUCGUGCGCGGCCGAGCAGACCAUGGAUUUGUUGCGGAGUUUUUACGUGUUUACGUUAGUGUUGCAGUUGCUACUGUCGUUGUGUUCGGACGGUGUGAGGACACAGGACACUGGAUUUGAGCUUCCCGUCCAGCUGAUUGGAUUCCCGGUCAUUAUCAUGUCCGUCAAAAUGGCAAACUUUGUUAAAAAACUUGCCUAUUCCCUUAAUCCAAGAACUUACACUGGUCGUGUGAAAAGGCACGAAGCUGAGGUGCAAUUGACUGCAGAGAAACUCGCCGAGGCUGAGAAGAAACUCGUAGCUGAACUGGGUGAGAAUGUCUGCGUUUAUGAGAAUGUCUGUGAUAAGUACGCCUACAAGGCUAGGCAACAAAAUGGACACAAUCAAGCCAUCGACUGGGGUGAAAUGUUAAGGAGGUUCGAAAAUGCACCAGAAGACAAGAAGAAGUUCUACCUUCUCAGUGUGUUCAUCGGAGACAUUAUCGCAUCACCGAACUUCUGCCAUCAGUUGGUCAAAAGAGGACGGGGUUGCAAGUAGAAUUGUCUAAACCAUGAUGCGCCUGAUUCAGGAAUUCUUGUGGCAUAGGUUGGCUUCAACUACAUGUGACGUCAAAGAGCAAAAAUCAAGAAAUCAGAGAAAUUAUUCUCUGCAACGGGAUUGAAAUUCAAAAUACGAGUUAUGUUUUUCCCAAAGGAACCUUAAGUAGGUUGUCCUCAACCGAGCACCUACAUGUGGUGAGCGAUGCGUAAGAAUAAUGAACACCAAUAGUAAUGCAUUUGGGAAUAAAGAUCUCCUACUUUCGGCUCGUUCAUAAAAGCUCCUAUCUGCAUAAAAAAUCAAAUAACACAUAUUUCGUCUUUAAAAAGAGCCUGAAAUAGUAGCUUGCAUUCUCUUUGAAAAAUGCAUUCUAUUAUGACCUUUUGUGGAAAAGAGGAGCUUUGGAGUCAAAAUGCUCAUCGGAGCAGCAACAUUAAAGCCGGCUUAGAAAAUCUUGAGUUGAGUUUCGCGGUUUCUAGUAUCCUCGCGAAUGAAUCACAGCUAGCGAGGUUGUUUUCUGUACCAACAAAGUGGAUAACAUCUAAUUAUGAAUGAAUGUUGGACCGCUAGCAUUAUAGAUUAGAACUUUGGAUGAAUACAAAUAAUCUUCAAAUUACCAUAAUUCCAAUUCAGUCGAUAUUUUUGAGCGUUCUUGGUUUCAAAAUUGUGUUGAAAAACUUUGAAUAUUCUUAAAAUUAGCGUAUCGAUAUCAAUGCACUGAAAAAAAACUGCGGCUGUGGAAGCCGUACUUACGGGCUAUAUAGAACCAUAUCUGCGUUUCAGGCUAGAAGGCCGAAAUUUCUGGGUAUAGCGCCCAGAGCAACCAAUGAUUUGGAUCUAGCACGUGGAACUUUCGGCCUGAGAGUCCGGAAGGCAUGGAAUGUCUAUACAGCCCGUAACUUUUCUUCAGUGUGUGCGUGUUUGUAAAACCCAACCAAGAAAAAACAGAUGAAAGCAUCGUAUUUGCAGAGCAUGCUGUCCGUGAAAUUAUGAAUGUAUUAAAUUUUAUUGGAAUAUUUGUUAAUGUUAAUUCUUAGUUUAAAGAGAUUGAAGUGAAGAGAUUUAUUCAUAAAAGACUGUUCUAGGAUGUAGUGAGCUAGUUUACUCAUAGUUGUUACUUAAAAUUUUGAGAAUGUUUGCACCGAUGGAAAUUGCAUGAAAGUUCAACACUUUCUUGAGCAUAAAAAUAGCAGUACAGGUUUUAAUUUUAAAAGGGAGUGUUGAAUUUUUGUGAAAGAGUUUUUUGUUAAAUGAAUGUUGAAGGCAAAAGUAUCCAACACAUUGAAGGAACAUUGAAAAUAAUGAACCGUUGAUGUACUCAAUAUUUGCUUUGGCAAAUUUUUACAAAUAUGUAAAGCCUUGCAUUGUGAUUAAUAGUCUGAAAGUUGACGGUAUAAAGUUCACUAGGUAGAAUAGCUCUUCAGAUAUAACUUUACCUUGUAGUCAAAACUGUGCUUAUCAGGUAGAUUCAACAUAAUUUAAUACAGGGACUCUUAUCACUUGCGGAGACAAAACAGCUUUCAGGAGCCCUUCAUUUGAGAGCUGUCAAUGGCCCUGCCAAAGUUUAGAGCCCGGAAUAUACUCAUAAUUAAUUACAUAAAUCAAAUCAUAAACAUUGCAUGUAGCUGAUCUCUUUCUCAAAUUCAAAAUUAAUACUUCAAUCACUCAUAUAUAGACUUAUAUUAGUGUACAAACUUUUUCAUUUUUCAACUUUGAUACGCAAAGAAAAAAAUGGUGGCAGAAUGAUGGAAUUAUACCAUGAAGUGGAUAUCUAAGAGUUAGUGAAAUAGAGUAUUAUUUUAUUCUUAAUAUUCUAUUUUUUUCAUUCAAUUUUAAACGGGUGAAAAAUGAAUUGCUCAUAUACAAUUAAAUUGUUAAAAAUAACGCCCAACAUGUUUCAAAUGUUCGUUUACAAUAUAAGAAAGCUAAAUUAACCACGAGGGUGGUGAAAUUAGCAUUUUUUAUUGUAAAAUCCUCAUUGAGACAUGUUUUUAACUACAACAUUUUAAAUCAGCAAUUUUAUUUUUUCCGUGUAAUGUUUUUGUUAGUUUCUUAAAUUUGAAUGCCAAGGUGUCUUUUUGAAGCUUGUGUGGUAUCAGAGUAGGUACCUUAAUCUUGAUAAAUUUUUAUACUUUGAGCUAAAUGCAACGAUCUUUACUUUUACUGAGCAAAGAAAAUUCAUUUUUACGGUGCAAUUUUUACAGAUAUAUACGUGGUACUCCAAAUUCACUUAAUUAACCAUACCUUCAUCUCAUUUUAUGAAAGAAAAAUGCAUUUAAAAGAGUCAAAAUACAUAAUUUUCAGUGAUUCAAACAAGCUUCGCUGGCCUGUUUACUUCAGAUGGCUAAAGCCCAGUCAUGAUCAUGAUCCCCUAACAAAAAUUUAAAAAUUUUAGGUUAAGAGAUUUAAUCAACACGAAUCAAAAAUAUUUUUUAGUAUUGCUAAGAGACAAAGUAAAGGUUCUAUAAAAGUUUUUCUGGGACCUGGUGGAAUUUAAUUCUUAAUCUUUUCAGAUGUACCUGUUUUCUCUCUUUAUUUCUUUUUAGCUAUAAAAGUUUUUUUUUGCAAACUUUGAAUAUUCUUCUAGUUUCACCGUCAUUAUCACAUUCUAUUGCAUUGGUUAUACGAUAAUUACCCCUCCCCACUUAUUAUAAAGUCAAUUUUUUUUUUUAUUUUUACUCUUAGUUUAAUUUGUACGGGUUAAAAUAUCUGUAAAGGUGCGCAUUUAAACGAAACAGGGAAGUUCAUGAAAGGAAACUAGUUUUAUCAUAUAUUUUGGAUUUCAACCUCCUUUUAUCAAUUAUGUACCCUAAGUUUGUAACUGUGGACAAAAAGUAUGUUAGUCUCAAAAAGGGACUAACGGAACAAAGAUUGAUAUUAAUAUUACAUUUCGAACAAAUAAACCGAAAUAAAGAAAUAAAUAGUGAAACAA
This is a messenger RNA of Bemisia tabaci, 3700 nucleotides long. RefSeq lists its product as uncharacterized. The record is from RefSeq and is a predicted model, not a curated record. Lineage: Eukaryota; Metazoa; Arthropoda; Insecta; Hemiptera; Aleyrodidae.